AUGAAUCAGAGCUUGCAGCCGAAUCUGAAUUACGAGAACGAUAUUAUUUACGUGACGAAGUAUAGCCGAUGGAUCCUCGUGUCCAUCGGUAUUUGGCCAGCAUCCUUGAAAGGAUCCGCGAAAUUUUUGUCGAGAAUCGUGAUCGGUUUGGGGAACUUGGUAUUCUUCUUUGCUAUAAUACCGUUUGCUCUGCAUAUUGCGCUGGAGCAGAAGGAUACAGUGAUAAUGCUGAAGAUGCUAGGAUUUCUUGGCUUUUGUUUGAUUUCGGUAUUGAAGUACUGGGCACUCGCUAUGAAAAAACCGAAGAUCGAACGGUGUAUUGAGUUAAUGCAGACGGACUGGAAACAGGGGGAAUUUCGCAGGAACCGCCAUAUGAUGCUGAAAUACGGGAAAGUGGGUCGAGAUCUAACGAUCCUCUGCAUCGUCUUCAUGUACAGCGGCGGCACGAUUUAUCACACAAUCUUGCAAUACGCAAUCGGAUCGUUCAUCGACGAACAUAAUCGCACGAUCAAACCGUUGGUUUAUCCAACUUAUAGUGCUUUGUACGACGUCCAGAAAAUUCACGUCUAUGUGCUGGUCUACACAGUGCACUGCAUGUGUGGAUAUAUGAUUUAUUCAGUGACGGUGGGUGCGUGUGGAUUGGCGGCACUUUUCGCGACCCACACUUGUGGACAGAUUGAUAUUGUUCUGAGUCGAUUGAACGGUCUUGUGGAUGGUAAAUUAAUGAGACACGAUGUUUUGAAUGAGAGGUUGAUAGAGAUUGUUGAACAUCAUUUGAGGACUUUGAGAUUUUCUGCGAUGGUGGAGACUGUUCUUCAGGAAGUGUGCUUUUUGGAGUUUGUUGGAUCUACUUGUAUCAUAUGCCUUCUGGAGUAUUAUACUAUGGUGGAUUGGAAACAAGGCAAUAGAGUAGGACUUACAACUUACACCUUGUUGUUAAUAUCUCUGACGUUUAAUAUAUUCAUUUUAUGCUACAUUGGAGAUCUCCUGAUAGAAAAGAGUACAAGUAUUGGAACCUCCAGUUUUGAGAUCGAUUGGUAUCGAUUACCAACUAAAACGAUACGCGGACUAAUUUUAAUCAUGGCCAUGUCAAAUAAUCCUGUAAAAAUUAGUGCCGGUGGAAUAGUUACUUUAUCUUUGUCUACAUUUGUAACCGUGCUUAAAACAUCAUUGGGAUAUCUAAGUUGCCUUCGAACACUUGUAUGAUUAAUUAAUUUGCAAAUUGAACUAUGAUUUAUUUAAUUGUUAAUACAACACGUAAUUGAUAUAUUAUAACAAUGAAUACAACAUUAUUUAUAAUACAAUGUAUUAUAACAGUGUGUUAAUUGUAUGUAUGUUUCG
Molecule: messenger RNA, 1341 nt
Organism: Megachile rotundata (alfalfa leafcutting bee)
Lineage: Eukaryota; Metazoa; Arthropoda; Insecta; Hymenoptera; Megachilidae
Product: odorant receptor 13a-like
Biological process (GO): sensory perception of smell; detection of chemical stimulus involved in sensory perception of smell
Cellular component (GO): plasma membrane
Molecular function (GO): olfactory receptor activity; odorant binding
Source: RefSeq, a predicted model, not a curated record